Thermothelomyces thermophilus ATCC 42464 is the source of this 7798-nucleotide messenger RNA. RefSeq lists its product as uncharacterized. The coding region runs from base 260 to 7699 and encodes 2479 amino acids. Gene Ontology annotation, molecular function: metal ion binding; 1-phosphatidylinositol-3-phosphate 5-kinase activity; ATP binding. Gene Ontology annotation, cellular component: fungal-type vacuole membrane; endosome membrane. Lineage: Eukaryota; Fungi; Ascomycota; Sordariomycetes; Sordariales; Chaetomiaceae. The record is from RefSeq and is a predicted model, not a curated record. Gene Ontology annotation, biological process: phosphatidylinositol phosphate biosynthetic process. The transcript has a single exon.
AGCACAUACAACAGUGCAACUUCGAGAUUUCAAAGAGACUCUAGGUGCUUUAUCUUCGCCCCUCUGUUCUAGUUAUUGCCUCCAAACAGGACGACCUCGAGUUUCGGAAUGACCAUCUUCGCGCCGCUGCCCGUGCCCCGCCCAACGAUCCGCAUCGAAAAUCCGUGAAGCCAACUGCCAAAGCAUGCGUUUUGUUUACAUACCAUCACACGGGCUGCUCUGCAAACACCCGCCCACCUUCUAACCGGAACAAGGCAGGAUGGCCAACCCCCACGGCCUCGAGGCGCCGUCUCUAGGCCCCUCGGUGCCCUCCUCUCCGGUGGACGCCCGAUCGCGCCGGGACUCGGCAGCAUCGCUUUCAGUAGCCUCCCAUGCCGAUAGGGAACAUUAUGCUCUCGCACUCGACAAGAUCCACACGUCGGCCAGCCAGUCCAACGUCCUGACCACCUUCAACGACUUUGCUCCGCCCCCGGACUCGCUUCCUUCCUCCGAACCGAAGUCUACCACGAGCGACAUGGUUCAACAGGGACUGAGCGGGCUGUACACACGCUUCAAAGAGGCCGUCGGCGCGGUGGGCAAGGCUUCGGCUCAGGAGGUAGACGAUGCCAACAGCCAAGAUGGUGCCUCGUCGCGAAAGAGUGUUGGUGCGGCCGGCGAGAGCGCCAAGACAUCACCGCUCCCGAGGGGCGAGAGCGGCGCUACGGCCUCGACCCACGAGUCUGCUGCCAUAUCGGAAAUCCAGACAUCGGGCUUGUCCUCCUCCGGGGUCCCCACCUCCGAGUCGCAAACGACUGCACCGCAAUCCUCCUCAAAAGCCUCUUCGAUCACAACCCCAUCCACUUCCAAGACCCCCUCUCUCCAAAACAUGCCAAAGAUGGCAAAGGCGGGGGCGCCGACGGCGGUCAACGCCGCUGUCGACCCCGUCACUGCUCAAGGUGUUAUGGAGAUGGAUGCUUCCGCGGGCCGGGCGGCCCGUGUGGAAGACCAGUUGCCCAACCGAGCCGGGGGCCGUAUGAGCAUAAGCAGACCGGCCGAUACGCCGCCGAUUCCUAGCCCUUCCGGAAAUGCAAGCCUAGACAGCGUAGCCACCGUGGACCGUAUGGCCAUGCCGAGUAACCGUUCGAGGAGGGACGAUGUCGUCAGCAUGGACGGCAGUAUCGACGCACCGCGGAGCCCUUCCCAGCCCGCUGCUGAAGGGCGCGCUUCUUCCUCCUCAUCUUCCCGCCCUACUCCUUCCGCAGAGACCAUGAGAAGGCCGGCGGUGAUCGACCGGAUCGCUUCCUCCAGAGGUAGAAGCCAUUCAAGGUCGUCGUCCCUGGGGCCAGGUGCCGCCGCGAGCCCCGUCAGUACCUCGGCCCACAGUUCCGUGUACCAUGAUUCCUUUACCCACAACGAACGACCCCAAAGGUUACAGUCGGGCAUCCUGAGGAUCCCCGGCACGACCACCAACGAAGGCUCCCCGGAAGUCGUCAACGCGAGGCUAGAACGGAUGCGGAAGCAGGUGCUGAGCAAGGAGUUCUGGAUGGCCGACGAGACCUGCAAGGAGUGCUUCCUCUGCGGUACCCCGUUUACGGCUUUCCGGCGUAAACAUCACUGCCGCACAUGCGGCUGCAUCUUCGACUCGAAAUGCACGUCCAGUAUUUCCGGCCAAAAGUUCGGCGUCCAGGGAAAUCUCCGGGUCUGUAAAACCUGCCUCAGCGUCAUCAACCGACGGUACGACAGCGGGUCCGACGAUUCGGCUGAUGAGUCCUAUCUCCCUGCAAUCUUGCGCGCCAGCCACCAGGCAAAGGCCGCCUCACCUGUGACGGCCAGGCUGCGGACCGACGACGAGGCGAGCAGCAUAUCGGAGCGUACCGAGCAGGCCGAGGACCCGAGGGACGCGACCACGCCAAUGAUGGCGAUCCCGGCAACCCGGCGAAUGGGGGAAAACAACCGGCAUUCCGCCGUCUUGGAGAUCGACAUGCCGCAACUCAGCAGACCCGGUUCGUCGCGGUCCUUGAAGUCUUUGUCCGCCACCCGCCCGCAGUCCUCCGGUCACCGCAGGCACCAUUCCAAACACAACAUCCUCAGCAGGCUCAAGGCACCGCCAGAGGAGAGAGCCCCCUUCCGCACGCCGGCCAGCGAGGACUUGGCCAAGAAGAAGCCCAACGUCAAUGCCUUUCAUGCCGACAACAUCAUCGACCCAGAGCUGGCAGACUAUAUGUCCGACGAAUCAAGCGAAGAUGAGCAAAUGAGCAGCAUCUUCGCCACCAUGGAGGGCGGCGAUUUCCAGUCUCCGAGCCUCGAUCCCGGGCGGGCGAGCUUUGGUACCUACCUGAGCGCGGGGCGAAAACACCGAUUUCGCACGGGCGAGAAGAGCAUAAGCGGGCCGAGCCACGCAGGCCGCGGGUAUGAGGAGGCGAACGGCCUGCAAAACCUGUCCAUCCACACGCGGCCGCCACGGCGGAGGAAUCUCAGCACCGCAAGCGCAAGCAUCCAUCACUUGCGCUCCCCGUGGCCAAAGUCUGCCGUCCUCAAGGGCCCCUCCGCCUCGGCCGACACACUGUCCAUCUUUGAGAGCGUCGUCGAUACUCCUGCGCUGAAACGAAGAAACUCCAUACGUGACGGGAAGCCGGCCGAAGAAGGCCUGAGUCCCGCGAGCUUGCAACACGCCAAGAAGCUGUUCCGGCAGCUGCUCCAGGAUGCCGAGAUUCCGAACCCGGCGAGCUGGGAGAAGGCCCUGAUUCCCAUCCUCGACAAGUGUGCCGAAGACGUCGACCCGGACAUCCGCAACGGCGAUGACAUGGACAUCCGGCACUGGGUGAAGCUGAAGCGGAUCCCGGGUGGCAAGCCGAGCGAUACGGCCUACGUGCACGGGGUUGUCUUCACAAAGAACCUUGCGCUCAAAAGUAUGCCGCGCAAGAUACGCAACCCAAGGAUCGUCAUCAUCACGUUUCCCUUAGAAUACCAGCGCCACCCGGAGCAGCAUUUUAUGAGCUUGCAGCCGGUCAUCGAACAGGAGAAGGAGUACCUGAGGAUGGUUGUCAACCGGAUCCUCAACCUGGAACCCCACGUGCUCCUGGUCGCGAGGAGCGUGGCGGGGCUUGCGCUCCAAUAUCUCUCCGAAGCGAACGUUGCCGUUGCGUACAACGUCAAGCCGUCCGUCCUCGAAGCCGUGGCACGCAUCGUGAACAUGCCGGUAAUCUCGUCCAUGGACAUGCUCACCCUCGGUGCCCGGGUGGGCGUUUGCGAGAAUUUCGAGGUCAAGACGUUCGUGAACAACGAGAUCAGAGGGAGGAAGAAAACCUACAUCUUCAUAUCCGGCUGCCCAAAAGACCGUGGCUGCACCAUCGCGCUCCGUGGCGCCUCAUCCGAGGUGCUUGCCCGGAUGAAGCGCAUCACCGAGUUCAUGGUCUACGUCAUUUACAACCUGAAGUUGGAGUCCUGCCUCAUGCGCGAUGAAUUCGUGCAGGUCCCGUCAGAGGCUUCCCCCGCUGCGCGGCCGGCCUCGCCCUCAGAGCAGAGCCGUGACAGCCUUCCACCUCCCCCCGGCGAGGAGACCCCGGAUCCCUCCAGCGAUCGUCCUGCCGCUGUGGUCACUCGGCAGAGUACGGAGAACGGUGACACCCUACGAGACGCGGGAGGAACGACUGCGGCCGCUGCUGAGUCGGAGCUAUCUAGCGCCGAGAACGCGCCUCAGCGCGCUACUGAGCCGGCCCAGCGACCGAUAUCAAUGCAUGACUUACAUUCACACGAGCAAGUGCCCGACAACCUCCCCAUGCCCUCGUUCCACAGCGAAAUGGUGGAGAAGUAUGAGACGAGGAUCUUGUCCACAUCGCCGUUUGUCAAGUUUAGGGAACCGUAUCUGCUCAUGAAGGCACGAGAGCAAGAGCGGCGCGCAACCUAUCUGAAACGGCUCCUGGAGCAGGAGGAGACGGAGGCAACCGACGGAGACGAGAAACAGAAUCCGGAACCUUUCCAGCUCGUCCAGCCGGAGAUGGUACGCGGCGUAGAACAGAGAGCUCCCAAGAAGGUCAUGGAAGUACUCCAUGCCGUCCACGAUGCCGAAUACGACAGGGCGAUGCACAGCUUUCGGACCCAAGCGAAGCAGUGGGAGGCGUACGUCCACGCAAGUGCCGAUCUUUUCGACCCGUACUCUCACCAGAACAUCGUCGUCCUCUAUUCGGUCACCUGCACGGCGACCAAGAUCCCGUGCUCGGAGCCCAGUCUCGUGGCUAUCGAGUUUUACAACGAGCACCCGGACCCGAAAUCGGGCCUGGACCAAGACUGUACUCUAGGUCAGUAUAUCGAGGAUAUUUGCGAGUGUGCCGACUUCAUCUGCUACUCCAACGGCUGUGACCGAAAGAUGCACGAGCAUCAUCGUACCUACGUGCAUGACAACGCCCGCCUCACCAUCAUUCUGAAAACGUCUCCGGCGUGGCCCGAGAACUUCCCCGAGAAGCCCCAAGUGAGAGAUGAGGACGAGGACGAGACCGGCAUCUGCAUGUGGAAUUACUGCAAGCUCUGCGACAAGCAUUUCGGCCUGAUGCCCAUGUCUGUGAGCACCUGGAAGUACUCCUUUGGCAAGUAUCUCGAGCUCUCGUUUUGGAACAGAGGGCUGCAGCCGCACCCUCAGAGCGGGUGUCCGCAUGACCACCAGAAGGAUCACAUACGCUACUUCUACUAUCUGUAUCGCGACAUCGCAGUGAAGGUGCACUACGACCCCAUCGACCUGUACGAGAUCAUUGUGCCGCGGACAAAGAUCACGUGGAAGGUGGACUACGAUCUCAGAGUCAAGAACGACGUGUUCCUCCGGGCCGAGGACCGCUGGAACCGUUUCAUGAACUCGGUAAUGGCGAGGCUCAAGAGCAUCCGGAUCGACAGCGUGCUGCCGGAGAAGGCGGAAGCCUGCAAGGCCGAAGUGGAGAGGCUCAGCAAGAAGGCGCAAGAGGACCAAGCAGAGCUGAUCCGCGCCCUGCAGGAUGCGUACAUGAACUCCAAAUACUACGAAGUCAUCCCGUUCAACACGGUCAUCCGCGCGAUGCUCGAGAAGGUGACGGACUGGGAUGCCGCGUUUGCCAAGUUCGAGGCCGACUUCCUCUCCGACAAGGACGUGCGUCAGUUGACUAUCAUUCAACUGAAGAAGAUAUUUACGGACCACGAAACCAAGGAGAGCCUGCCGAGCACGGAAGGAACACCGUCGCUCGCAUCCGAGAACGAGGAAAAGACGACUCCUGCGACUUCCCCGCCCGGCUCUUCCGAAGUCGAGGAGAGGCCGUCUCAGCCUUCGGACGGCGACGCAAGUCCACCACAGGAGACCCCUCUGUCUCCCGCUGCGGAGCCUGUUCCCGCACAAAAAGAAGGCGUCGCGGUCGAAACUGAAGUGCUUCUGGAGCGAGUCGAACCUCUGGAUCUCGCAGCUCCGAACCCGUCGGCCGUGACCAAUCUACUCUUCCCAGCUGCGGAGGCUGCGGCGGAAGCGCCCGAGCCGCCCAGCGACCACCCCUCCUCCUCUACUAGUUCGGCAACCGUAUCUGCUUCCGCCACCUCUUCGCCCGCGCAAGCUAGCGCACCGCCGCCUCCACCGACAGGUCACAUGUCAUUGUCGGAAAAGGUCGAGCAGCUGCGCCGAGAGCAGCAGCGAGCAUUGGCAAACGAUACCAGGGGCUCGGCCGCCGGUGUCGAAAAUGCAGCUAGCACCCCCAAGCCUGCAGCGGAGCGCGCCGUUCCUAGGCGGUCGGGCGCGGCUGUGUCGCCUCCCAUUGUUCGUGCGAUCUCUCAUCCGCCGGGUUCGUUGCCGAGGACUCAGUCCGCCAUUGGCAAACUGCUGAGAGAACAAAAGGCCCAGGAUGUGGGCUCGGAAACGCAGAAAGCACCAGGCGAGGUUGGGCCGAAGGGAGACAAGAAGUUUGCCGACCGCAUCGGCCUGGGGGCGCUCAAGAGCCACCGUAAGGCGGGGCCGUCCGGAAUCCCGCGGUAUGUGCACAAGAGAGAGUCCAAAGUCUCGACGUUGGCGCGUCAUUUCGAGCAGCUGAGCCGGGAGUUUGAAAAGGAGAGGCUGAAGGAUCGCAAGCAACGCGCCGCCAAGAUGCACCACACCCGAGCAUUCCUGCCGCGGUCGUCAACCAGGACCAUAGUAGAAGUCUACAAAGACGUGGACCAGGCGGUGCAGGAGCCGGCGCCGGAGGACGAUCAGCUUCUCGACAAGGAACGGGGCGACAAGCCGGCAGAACAAAGCUCAACGAUCGCGGCGGAGGCUACGCUCCCCGAGUCGCAGCGGAGCAAGCCUCCCGAAACAGAGCGUAGCGUGCCCCAGGAACGCAUUUCUUCGGAGCCGACAUCACAGCAGGAUGAGACCGUCGCGCAGACGGAAGCGGAGGAGGGUCGUCAAGAGGGCCGGGCCGGCUUUGAGGACGAGGGCGCGGAAAGCGACGGGGACAAUCCUGCCAUCACCCUCGACGACAUCUUGCCGAAUGUCAAGGAGUUUGCCGACACGUUGGAACGGAGCGAAGAGAUAGCGGAGGAGCUCCCGAAAUACCAGAAGAAGAGUCUCAUGACGAUGCUGACCAACUUCUGGGCGGAGCGAUCGGCCAGCGGCUGGCCGCAGUUGGAGUAUCCCAUCAACGCGACGGAUCACAUCUUCUUCGACUCGGACGUGAUCAUCCGGGAGGACGAGCCGAGCUCUCUGGUGGCGUUUGCGCUCAAUUCGGAGGACUACCGGUCAAAGCUGGCGGAAAUCCGGCAGAAGUGGGACACGCCGGACGAGCCGGAGGCGGGCGAGAGCAGCAGCGAUGGUCUGGCGAUGAAAGGGCCCCAGACGUCCGGACCGGAUAGCGCGAAGGCCGGCAACAAGGCCAGCAGGUCGGACGCGGAGCUGGAGAGGAGCCUGCUCCGGAAGACGGGGAUGCACGUCAAGUACCAGUUCACGGACGGGUCGGCGAGGAUGACGUGCCAGAUCUUCUACGCCGAGCAGUUUGACGCGCUCCGGCGUAAGUGCGGCGUGGCGGACCGGUUCGUCGAGUCUCUGUCGCGGUGCCUGAAGUGGGACUCCAAGGGGGGCAAGACCAAGUCGGUCUUUCUCAAGACGCUGGACGAGCGGUUCGUGCUCAAGUCCCUCUCGCCGAGCGAGACGUCUUCGUUCCUGCGGUGCGCUCCUAACUACUUCACCAUCAUGAAGGAGGCGCUGUUCCACGACCUCCCCUCGGUCAUCGCCAAGAUGUUUGGCUUCUUCCGGGUCUUCAUCAAGAACCCGCUCACCAACACGGAGAUCAAGCUGGACCUGCUGGUCAUGGAGAAUCUGUUUUACGACCGGUUCCCCAGCCGGACGUUCGACCUCAAGGGGUCGAUGCGCAACCGCAAGAUCCAGUCGACGGGCGAGCAGAACGAGGUGCUGCUGGACGAGAACAUGGUCGAGUACAUCUACGAGUCGCCGCUGUUCUCGCGGGAGCACUCCAAGCGGCUGCUGCGGGCGUCCGUGUUCAACGACACGCUGUUCCUGGCCAAGCAGGACGUGAUGGACUACUCGCUCAUGGUCGCCGUCGACGAGGUCAAGAAGGAGAUCGCCGUGGGCAUCAUCGACUGCAUCCGGACGUACACGUGGGACAAGCAGCUCGAGAGCUGGAUCAAGAACCGCGGGUUUGCGGGCGGCGGGCGCAACCGGCCGACGGUGACGAGCCCGAAGGAGUACAAGAGUCGGUUCCGGGAAGCGAUGGCGAGGUAGGCCAUCUUUUUCUCUUUUUCUCUUCUUCUUCUUCUUAGGCUUCUUCUGCUGCUGCUGCUGCUGCUGCUUCGGAACUCAGCUAACGCGAUGAUCUGUGAU